CUCCUGCAGACAGUCCUCGCCGGCAAGAUGUUGUUCCGCGUGCUGCCGUUGGUCUGCGCUGCCGUCGCCGCGGUCUCAGGAGCCGCCGUCGACCCGAGAUGGUCGACGAGCUACAACGACCAGGUGGAUGCCGUGUUGAACCGGGUGAAGCUGUACGGACCGCAGAUGGGACUGGACCCCAUGCCGCUGCCGGACAUCAACAGGACAGUGUCCGUGGACUUCCUGUUCGAGAAGCUGUCGGCGGGCGCGACCAACACCCAGGGCGUGCUGCAGGGCGGCACCACGCUCCGCCGCACCGGCAACGCCACGGCGCGCGUCGAAGGCAGCGCCGUCUACGUGCAGGCGGACGUGGACUUCGUCAACCUGGACUACGUGUACACGAGCAGAGUGGAGUUCCUGGGCCUGAGCACCAGCGGGCAGGUCACCGGCUCCAUAAACGACCUGGUGCUCAACAUGACCUUGAAGGUGGACCUGUCGGGCUCCACCCACGCAGAGGAGGAGCUCUCCGACCUGACGGUCAAGAACACCGGAGGACUGACCGUGCACUUCGACAACGGAAUGACCUUGCUCGACGAGUUGAUUGACGCCAUAUCCGACGAGUUCACGGAGAUCUUCAAAAACAACAUCGUGAGCUACGUUCAACCCGAAAUCAAGAAAGCAGUAGAGUACGCCAUCAAGAAGAUCGAUUAAAUUAUUGCAGUAACGGACAUCGCAGUUAUCAGAACACGAGUUGUAAAUACCCCACAAAUAAAAGUAAAUUUCUUUUUCCAA
Messenger RNA from Bacillus rossius redtenbacheri, 771 nucleotides. RefSeq lists its product as uncharacterized. Bases 28 to 690 code for a protein of 220 amino acids. The record is from RefSeq and is a predicted model, not a curated record. The transcript has 5 exons. NCBI's taxonomy places the organism in Eukaryota, Metazoa, Arthropoda, Insecta, Phasmatodea, Bacillidae.